Molecule: messenger RNA, 1544 nt
Organism: Vespula vulgaris
Lineage: Eukaryota; Metazoa; Arthropoda; Insecta; Hymenoptera; Vespidae
Gene: Coq6
Product: ubiquinone biosynthesis monooxygenase COQ6, mitochondrial
Exons: 7
Coding region: 20-1453 (477 amino acids)
Biological process (GO): ubiquinone biosynthetic process
Cellular component (GO): mitochondrion
Molecular function (GO): oxidoreductase activity, acting on paired donors, with incorporation or reduction of molecular oxygen, NAD(P)H as one donor, and incorporation of one atom of oxygen; 2-octaprenyl-6-methoxyphenol hydroxylase activity; FAD binding
Source: RefSeq, a predicted model, not a curated record
ACACUGACUACUGUGCAAAAUGGCGACUCUUGUCAGAACGGGGACAUCGUAUCGUAGAUUAUUAAUUUCAUUUACACAACAGUGUAAAUGUAUUAUACCAAAUAGUAUUACCUGUGUAAGAAGAAAUUAUUCUGAUGACAAAAAUAGUGAAGAAUGUUAUGAUAUUAUUAUUGCAGGAGGUGGUAUGGUAGGAACAACAUUGGCUUGUGCGAUAGCUAAUAAUAGAUGGCUAGAAUCAAAAAGAGUAUUGCUACUAGAAGGUGGAAAUAAACAUGAAUAUGUACCACAAGAGCAGUAUUCAAAUCGUGUAGUUGCUUUAAAUCAACAAACUCGUACUUUGUUAUCCAGCAUAGGAGCAUGGCAACAUAUAGAAGCUGUAAGAUGUUGCUCUGUGAAAAUGAUGCAGGUAUGGGAUGCAUGUUCUGAUGCUAUGAUAACUUUUAAUGAGGAUUAUUUAUCUAAAGAGCUGGCGUACAUAGUAGAAAAUGACUUACUUCUCCAUGCAGUAAAUACACAAUUAUGUGAAAAAUCAAAUGUUAAUGUUGUCUAUAAUGCAAAAGUUACAAAUUUAAUGUUGCCAGAGAUAAUAGGAGAAAAUGUUAAAAUACAACUAGAAAAUGGAAAACAAUAUAAAACAAAAUUAUUGAUAGGAGCAGAUGGAGUUAAUUCUAAAAUACGUCAAGCAAUGAAUGUUCAAUAUAUACAAUGGAAAUACGAUCAAAUGGGAAUUGUUGCUACAUUACAAUUAAGUGAACCAACAGAAAAUAUUGUAGCUUGGCAAAGAUUCCUUCCAACUGGACCAUUGGCUUUACUUCCGUUAACAAAUACGCUCAGUUCAUUAGUAUGGUCUCUUACAACUGAAGAAGCAAAAAAGCUUUUAAAAGUGCCAGAGGAAGAAUUUGUUGAUAAUAUAAAUAAUGCAUUGUGGAAAGUCUAUCCUAAAAAUGGUAUUGUAGAAAGUGGUAUGAAAACUUUACAUCAAUUACUCGAAGGGUUAUCUCUACAAACUGGAAUAUCAAGACAGUUACCACCAUCAAUAUCAAAAAUUAUAGAAGGUUCAAGAGCAGCUUUUCCAUUGGGAUUUGGACAUUCUGCAUCAUAUGUUACACUUGGAACAGUUUUAGUUGGAGAUGCAGCACAUCGUGUUCAUCCUUUAGCUGGUCAAGGUGUUAAUUUAGGCUUUGGAGAUAUUAUUGUUUUAGUAAAAGUUCUUGCGGAAGCAGUUACAGAUGGUGCUGUACUUAGUAACAUGACAUACUUAAAUAGAUAUGAGACUUUACGUCAACGUCAUAAUAUUCCUACAAUGCUAGCUAUAGAUGCUCUUCAUCGAUUGUACAAAGGAACUGCAGCUCCUAUUAUUCUGGCACGAAGUUUAGGAUUACAAUUAACAAAUGCCAUACCAAUAUUAAAGAAAACUUUAAUACAGCAUGCAUCCAACCAAAAUACAUGUUAAUCAAUUUUUAGAAAUAUUGAUUAUUACAAUAACAUUGUAACAGAGAAAUGAAUAGUUUAUUUUAUUUGAAGAAUAUAUAAACCUUAAUAUA